This is a messenger RNA of Rhodotorula toruloides NP11, 2187 nucleotides long. RefSeq lists its product as uncharacterized. Bases 1 to 2187 code for a protein of 728 amino acids. The record is from RefSeq and is a predicted model, not a curated record. The transcript has 8 exons. NCBI's taxonomy places the organism in Eukaryota, Fungi, Basidiomycota, Microbotryomycetes, Sporidiobolales, Sporidiobolaceae.
AUGCAGUUUCCGAAAGCCAAGCGAUUUGUAGACAAGCCACCCGACACCAUCCCUCCACCGGGCGCAUACGACGUACCCAUUGCUCUCCCAGAUCCUUCGUACAAGAAGGCGGGCAUGCUCGAGAAGGGGGACCGCUUUGCGAUGGGCGAGCGGGAUGUCAACAAACCGGACACUUUCGGACUGUACAACCCGGACGGCACAGCGGGGGACAAGGAGAAUGCCCGACCAAAGUCUCGCGCAGCCGGCACGACCAGCUCUGCCGCUCUUCACGCCGAGAGGGAACGACACAAGCGUGAGCUCGAAGACCUGCGGGCCCGGUUAUCCGCUUCGCAUGAGAAGGAGGUGUCGAAAGCGCAGGCCAAGGUCGACAAGCUGACGAAGAGGACAGAGGAGCUGAAGAAAGAGCGGGAGGAGCUGGGCAAGGAGAAAGACGGACUGAAGAGCGAAGUUCGACAUCUCACCUCAAAGCUCGCCAAGACGACUACCCUCCUCGAGAAACAUCAACAAUCCCUCCCUUCGCUCCAAUCAAAACUCGAGUCCCUCACCGCCCAGCACACCGCCUCUUCCCAACGCAAAGACAGCGAAAUCGCCACCCUCCGCGGUCGUCUCGAAGAAGUCGAGAAGAACCUCUUCGUCGAGCGCGGACGAUACGCCGUUCUGAAGCGGGACAAGGGGUCCGUUGACGCGGCUCUUGAGCGGGAGAAGCAGGGACGGGCGGAGCAGGCGACUGCGGCUGGCGAGGCAGUCCUCUCUGCGCGUGUGGAAGCGCGCGUUGCUCGACAGGGCGAGCUGUACGAGGCGCGUAUGAGGGAGGUCAAGCUUCGAAGACAGGUCGAGGACCGGAUUGCGCAGGUCGAGAGUCUUGCUGCUUAUGCGGCGGGUCUCGAAGAGCGCGUCAAGGUCGCUGAGGAGUCGCGCGAGGAGGCAGAGUGGCAGCGAUGGAGGAUUCGGGACUUGUGGCGCGACGAGCGGGAGUUGAUGGUCGGGCCCGAGCGGAACGAGAAGGAGUGGCGGCAGCGGGCGAGGGCGGAUCUGAGGGACGCCUCGGGCUUGCGGGAUGAGAUUGCAUCGGCCGAGGAGGAGAAGUAUUGGCGUGUGGAAUGGGACGAGGAGGCGCGGUUGUGGAUGAAGGGACGGGAGAAGCGAUGGGACGAGGAGAAGCGGGCGCUCAAGAAGGAGUUGUCGGACCUCGAGAAGGAGCUCGACCACGCCGUCAACACCGACAUCCCCCGCCUCGAAACCCAGCUCUCAUCCACCGAAGACGCUCUCGCCGACACCAAGUCCUCCCUCUCGACCGCCGAAGAACAAGUCUCGGACCUCUCGUCCGCCCUCGCCGACCUCGAGCAACGCCUCGCAGACGAGACUGAACGGCUGGAAGGCGAGAUCGAGGAGCAGAAGCGGCAUCUCGCGGACGCGAGGAAGGAGGUUGAGAGGGAGCGGACCGAGAAGCGGAGGGUUGUCGGGUUGCUUGCGCAGACGAGGGCGAGCGAGACGGCGCUCAAGGAGGAGGUCGAGAUCCUGUCCGCCGACGUGACCUCCCUCCGCCCUCUCAUCGCCGAAACGACCUCCCUCCGCCAAACAAUCGACCACCUCGCGCGACUCAACGCCGCGAACGAGGCCGAGGCUCAGCAGCUCAUCGCGCAGAACUCGGAGCUCGUCGGACACGGCAACAAGGAUCAGAAGAUUCGGCAUGUUGCGGCGUUGCGGGAGGAGUUGGUCGAGAGUAGGAAGAAACACCUCGCGACUCUCUCGCAACUCGCCUCAGUCCAGCAACGCGUCGCCUCGCUCGAAACCGAACUCGAAACGUACCGUCCCGCAUCGACCGACUCCGCCGUCCCCUCAUCUGGGCUCGCACCGCAACGGGCGCGCGUGAGCCGACCUCAGAUGGCCGACGCCGUCUCCGCCUCCUCUGCCGUCCCAGCUCCGCCUGCUCCUCGAGUGGUCGUCUCCUCCUCCGACUCGCACGCACCGCUCUCGCACUCGCUCGCCGUUGCAGCCCCAACAACCUCCGUCACAUGGGCCGACGACGACCCCCUGCUCCCUCCUCACCUCCAACUCGCAGCGUCGCAGCCCGCUCCUUCAGCCGGUGUCGGUAAGGCGCGAGGAAGGGCAGCGAUCAGGGAAAGGAGGGGAAGUACGAGUGUCAAGAUGGUGGGCAAGAUGAGCGUUAGUGAGUUGCUUGGCUGA